AUGAGGGUUCCACACUCAUACUACCCCCAGUCACCCAUGUUUGCUGCUUUGUUACUCUUCUGUUCUUCUACAUCCGUUGAUGCAGCCAAAUGUUACAACCCCAACGGAGAACUCGCCCCCAACGACCAGCCCUGCUUCCCCCAGAACCCCGUCUCCGCGUGCUGCGGCGGCAGCACCUUCGUGUGCUCGACCAACAACAUGUGCGCGCACUACUCCGGCCAAUACUUCGUGAUAGGCAGCUGCACCGACAAAGCCUGGAACUCGCCCGCCUGUCCAGGCUACUGUUUUUUCCGCGACCACAUCCACAACAGCGUCUUCCGCUGCUCUGCAGAUACCUACUGCUGUGCCGACGGGCCCGCCUGCAACUGCACCACCGGCAGGAACACGCAGGACAUUGCCGACUUUCUUCCGCCGUAUUCGCAUCUCGUCGGCUCGGACGUGAGGCUUAAUACCGCCGUCGCGACCAGCUCAUUGUUCACGCCUGUCGGGGCUUCGAAACCAAUCACUUCCGCUCCGGCUUCAACGGCUGAGAGGUCCUUCCCAGCCACAUCCGUUUCAACUACGACUUCCUCGUCGGUUUUCGAAUCCCCCGCACGAUCCUCCCUAGACGCAGAAGCAGCCACAGCUUCUCCCAUCCCUUCACCCUCACCACCAGAAGGCAAUCAGACCCUCAAAAUCGGCCUCGGCGUUGGAAUGUCCCUCGGCGGGGUAGCCGUCUUUCUGCUCGUGCUACUCGGGCUCCUGUGGCGACGGUCAAAGAGGAAUAAGCGUCCAAUCGCGAUCCCGCGUCCCGAGCAUCCGUAUCCGUAUCAAACUCGUCUUUCCUUUUCAUCUCCAUCUCAUCCCCGCGCUCAGGCCGAGGUCCCCGGCUAUCUGAAGUCUUCGUCGCAUCAUCUGCGGGCCAGUUCGGCUGAGUUGCCGGUUUAUGAGGCGCCGGGGCAUGGGAUGUAGUAUCUUGAGUGUCUUGGGAGUAGUGAGGGAUAUAUGUGGUUGGGGUGGGUGAUGGGUUCUUUUACUUUUGGGACUGCUUUCUUGUAUAUCGUAC
Messenger RNA from Aspergillus steynii IBT 23096, 1045 nucleotides. RefSeq lists its product as uncharacterized. Bases 1 to 951 code for a protein of 316 amino acids. NCBI's taxonomy places the organism in Eukaryota, Fungi, Ascomycota, Eurotiomycetes, Eurotiales, Aspergillaceae. The record is from RefSeq and is a predicted model, not a curated record. The transcript is spliced from 3 exons.